Eucalyptus grandis is the source of this 1071-nucleotide messenger RNA. Its product is annotated as toll/interleukin-1 receptor-like protein. Lineage: Eukaryota; Viridiplantae; Streptophyta; Magnoliopsida; Myrtales; Myrtaceae. The transcript is spliced from 2 exons. The coding region runs from base 464 to 1009 and encodes 181 amino acids. Gene Ontology annotation, biological process: signal transduction. The record is from RefSeq and is a predicted model, not a curated record.
CUGUCCCCUCCAAUCGGUCAUCAAGCCUCCGCCACCUCGCCGCUGCGUCGCCGUCGACGUCGUAUCCCCUUCCCGUGCCGUCACCCCUCGUCGUCGAGCCGCCCCCGGCCAUCGCCUGCGCCGACCGUUUCGCGUCCUGUCGGCCAAGCCACCAUCUCUGUACCCCGACUCUCUCUCCUCGAGGCAGCCUCUUUCCGUCUAUUCGCGGUCGUGGGCAACACCAGAUCUGAGGUCGCCCGAAGCCGACGAGGCCGGAUCUGGGCUUGGCGAGAUUGGAAGCGAUGGUCCUCCACUCCCCACUCAUUGCUUGAAGGAAGGCCGCAGGUGACUUCCAGGCGAACGCAGCGAAAGUGAGAGAUCUCUCUCCGUUGCGUCAUCAAGUUGUUACAAGGAUCAGACUCGGACUUCCCAAGUCACCGGACAGACCCAAUUGGGAGAUCCAUCUCUGCAUCGUCCUUCCACAAUGAAGAGAAAGAGGGAGGAAAAAGAGACGGAGACGGCAGCUUCAACAAGCAGUAGCCGAGAUGACGGAUCGGGGAGUGGCUAUGAGGUGUUCCUGAGUUUCAGAGGGCCCGACACCCGCUUAACCAUGGCUGAUUGUCUCUACAAUGGCCUGAUUGGUGCAGGGAUCCAUGCUUUCAAAGACAACGAAGAGCUCCGAUUUGGCGAAGAGAUCGAAGGUGGCCUCUUGCAGGCGAUCAAUGACUCCAGAAUUUACAUCCUGAUUUUCUCCCAAGACUAUGCAUCAAGUAAGUGGUGCCUCCGUGAACUGGCACGCAUAGUGGAGCUAUCGAGAGCUGACGAUGAGAAAGUGAUCCUCCCUAUAUUUUACUACGUGGACGUGGAUGAUGUCAAGCUUAAGACUAAGUUAUAUCGGAAAGCCCUUCGGAAGCACAAGAGCGAAUAUGGGAAAGAUCUAGCAAAGAAGUGGAAGAAGGCUUUAAGAGAGGUUGCCAGAAUUAGAGGAAGGAAUCUAAAAGAUCACGGGUAUUAUUUGCUUAUCCAUUGACUUUAUUUUCUUUGUUGAAAUUUUCGAUUUCUCAUUCCUUUAAAGAAUAGUUCUUCGAUUUG